Messenger RNA from Daphnia magna, 509 nucleotides. RefSeq lists its product as uncharacterized. Bases 159 to 431 code for a protein of 90 amino acids. NCBI's taxonomy places the organism in Eukaryota, Metazoa, Arthropoda, Branchiopoda, Diplostraca, Daphniidae. The record is from RefSeq and is a predicted model, not a curated record. The transcript has 3 exons.
AAUAGCAAAAAGAAGGAGGAGCUGCCUACCGUAUAAAAAUAUAUAGCCGUCCCUUGUAAUCCGGUUUAGCUCUCACUGUUCAGCGACAUCUCAAAGUCUCCACUUCGCUUUCAUCUUCACACAAUUUCGCGCAGCCCCUAAUUUAACAAUCAGCAAAGAUGACCUCGUGCUCGUUUUUGAUUAAGUGCUUCAUGAUGGUCUGCAUCCUACUGGCCGGCGUUUACUCAAAACCAACCAGCGAAGCUAUUGUCGGCUCUCCGCACCUGUUUCACGAAUACGAUUUUGCCGUGGAUCCUUACAAAAGCAGCCAACUCUCACCGGCAUUCCAGGCAGCCAACGGACCUCGUGGGUCCAAACUGAUUGCAUAUUUCGGCACCGGUGGACUUCGAUCAGUGGAGAGACCAGCCAGACCUGCUUACCACCACAACUAAGCUGUCCAAAACGAAUGAAAACAUUCCCUGUACAUAUUCAAGCACGAGUAGAUCAUACACGACAAUUUUAUUCUCUUA